This is a messenger RNA of Colletotrichum graminicola M1.001, 6261 nucleotides long. Its product is annotated as beta-ketoacyl synthase domain-containing protein. Gene Ontology annotation, biological process: secondary metabolite biosynthetic process; fatty acid biosynthetic process. Gene Ontology annotation, molecular function: phosphopantetheine binding; fatty acid synthase activity; 3-oxoacyl-[acyl-carrier-protein] synthase activity. The transcript is spliced from 2 exons. The coding region runs from base 1 to 6261 and encodes 2086 amino acids. The record is from RefSeq and is a predicted model, not a curated record. Lineage: Eukaryota; Fungi; Ascomycota; Sordariomycetes; Glomerellales; Glomerellaceae.
AUGUCUAAAGCAGCGCAACAAACGAAAUCGGUCCUUCUCUUCGGGGACCAGACAGACUCAUGGAACGACGGGCUCGACCAGGUAUAUAAAUUGGCUGGCUCCAUGCCAUGGCUUCAGGAGUUCCUGGGCGGUUUGACUAGGACGGUGAACGAAGAGACGAGGGCGAUAGUGAUCGAUCCUUUUUUGCAGGAUAGCCUGGGUACUUUCUCCAGCUUACACGAGCUCGGUGAACGGUAUCGGAACACGACAGACGAGCUGGGCAUGGCGCAUUGCCUGCUUCUUCACACGGUCAGGGCCAGUAAUCUCUUGUUAUGGGCGAGAAGAGACGCUAGCAUCCUCUCCAACAAUGGAAACACGGAAUGGCUCGGCAUCUCGGGCGGCUUGAUCAGCAUGUCGGCGUGGGCCGUGUCGGAAGACUUCGACACCCUCCGCGCCGCGCUUCUCGAGAUAGCCCGGCUCUUGGUGCGGUUGUGCAAAUUCACAUCCAUCAAGUCCAGGUCGGUGGAAGACCGACGUGGCGUCUGGGGCUGGGCUGUCGUCGGCGUUGCCUUGGAAGACCUCAGCAAGUCACUGGAGGAGUUUCAGCAGAGUGUCGGCAUCCCGCCCUUGAAGAGGGCAAAGCCCGGCGUCACGGGUGCUGGCUGGAGCACCAUCAUCGGGCCACCCUCGGUUCUGGAGCGGUUCAUACAUGAGUGUCCGGCAAUGAAGCGCGUUGCCAAGAAUCCUCUCAAAAUUCAUGCCCUCCAACAUACAAUCGAACUUACCGAAGCAGACAUCGACUUCAUCGUCGGUGACAACAAAUCACUCCUCACCAGGGCCAUCUAUGCCACAGGUUCCAACCUGUGGGGCAUGGAUGAACCUGAUGCCACGUAUACGACUUGGGGCGACAUGCUUAGGGCCAUCUGUGCACAAGUUUUGUCCCGUGGUCUUGAUAUCACCAAAGCUAUUGGUAAGAUGACAGCUGCACUCGGCGCUGCUGAGACCGUCAGAGUCAUUGAGAUGGGGACCACCAGUCAUACCUCAUAUUUACUUGGUACUCUGGAGAAGGCCGGGAAAGUGAUAACGCUGGAGGGCGAGAGGACCUUGCUCCAGGUCGAGGAUACACGACAACCCGCCUCUCCUGUUGGCCGUAUCGCCGUCGUGGGCGUGUCGGGGCGCGGUCCGAUGUGUGGCAAUAUCAACGAGUUCUGGGACAUAAUCAUGAGCAAGACAGAUACCUGCACUGAAGUGCCUAAAGACCGAUUUGACAUCGACGAGUUUUACAGCGCAGAGCACGGUCGUGGGGAGAAGAAGUGCACAACGACCACCAGAUACGGCUGCUUCAUGGACAAGCCGGGGCACUUUGACUCUCGCUUUUUCCACAUAUCUCCGCGGGAAGCCAUGCUCAUGGACCCGUGCCACCGGCACUUCUUGAUGAGCACCUAUGAGGCGCUCGAAAUGGCCGGCUAUUCAGAUGGCAAAACCAAGUCGACAGACCCAAACCGUAUCGCCACGUUCUACGGCCAGGUCACCGACGAUUGGCACGACCAAUCCCACCCGACUCUCGGAUGUGACCCCUACACGCUGCCCGGUGUACAACGAGCGUUCGGCCCAGGCCGAGUCGCUUGGCAGUUCAACUGGGAGGGCCCGACGUACGCCCUCGACUCGGCCUGCGCCUCGACGACCUCGUGCGUCCACCUCGCCUGCAUGAGUCUCCAGACCGGAGACAUUGACAUGGCGGUCGCAGGCGCCGGCAACAUCCUCAACUACCCGCAUUCGUUUGCGAGCCUCAGUAAGUCCGGCGUGCUAUCGGACACGGGCAACUGCAAGACGUUCCGCGAUGACGCCGACGGGUACUGCCGCGGCGACUUUGUCGGAUCUGUGGUGCUGAAGCGCCUGGAGGACGCCGAGGCCGACAAUGACAAGAUCCUCGCCGUGAUCGCGGCAUCUGGGCGCAAUCAUUCCGGCAACUCGCCGUCCAUCACCACCUCGGACGCAGGUGCCCAGGAACGUCUGUUCCGCAAAGUCCUGCGCAAUGCACACGUGUCAGCUGAUGACAUCUCGUACGUCGAGAUGCACGGGACAGGCACCCAGGUCGGCGACCCGGCCGAGAUCGGCGCCGUUGGCAACCUCUUGAAGCACAAAUCGCGAGCCGACGGGCCGGUGCCCGUGGGCGGGGUCAAGGCCAACUUUGGUCACGGGGAGGGUGCUGCUGGCAUGGCCUCGUUGAUGAAAUGCAUCAAGAUGUUCGAGACGAAUACCAUCCCCCCCCAAGCGGGCAUGCCGCACGCGCUGAACCCCAAGUUCCCUCCACUCGAAAACUUGAACGUCGAGAUUCUCUCGCAGCCCAAGGAGUUCAAACGCGUGGGCAACACGCCAAGACGUAUUCUAUUGAACAACUUCGAUGCCGCUGGAGGCAACGCCUGCAUGCUGCUCGAGGAGUACAUGGGCCGGGGCCAUGUAGCAGCAGUCAAGGCAGAAGCCGCCGCGGAUCCACGAUCCAGCCAUGUCGUGGUCCUUUCUGCCCGAACACCAGCGGCGCACCUGGAGAACAGGCGCCAACUGCUCACGUGGUUGCGCGCCAACCCGGACACCAAGAUCGAGGAUGUGGCGUACACCACCACCGCCAGGAGGAUGCACCACCCCAUCCGCUUCGCGUGUACGGCUACGAGCACCAGUACGCUCGUUGCCAAACUCGAGAACGAUAUUGCCGACCAAGAUUCCUCCUCAUGGACGUCACCCUCCUCACACGUCCCGCCCGUUGUCUUUGUCUUCACCGGACAAGGCUCCCACUAUGCAGGCAUGGGUUGCGAGCUGUACAGGACGAGUGCUUCGUUCCGAGAGGCUGUCGAUCUCUGCGCGCGGAUUGGGGAACAACACGGCUUCCCGCAGUUCGUCAAUCUCAUCGCCAAUGCCGAGGCUGACAUGGCGUCCAUGACCACGACCCAGACCCAGCUAGCCGUGUUGGCUCUUGAAGUCGGCCUUGCUGCUUACUGGGAGUCGGUCGGUGUGCACCCAGAAAUGGUGAUGGGUCAUUCCCUUGGCGAGUACGCCGCUCUGUAUGCGGCAGGUGUCCUCUCUCUUGCGGACGCCAUCUACCUGGUUGGUCGGCGAGCUGGGCUUCUGCUCGACCGAUGCGAGGCCGACACUUUUGCCAUGCUGUCCGUAAGCAUGUCUGCUGCGCAUGUUCAAGCCUUCCUUGACUCUCAUCCACAGUACGCAACCUGCAGCAUCUCCUGUAUCAACAGCACGACUGGGACGGUCAUCAGCGGCAGCGCUGAUGAGAUUGGCAAUAUGCAGCAAGAUUUGGCGGCUCGCUCGAAGGCUCUCGCAGUGCCUUACGGCUUCCACUCCUUUCAGGUCGACCUCAUACUGUCCGACUACAAAACCAUCGCCGCGGGUGUCACGUUUCUGGCACCCAGGAUUCCUGUGGCAUCCACGCUGCUUGGAUCCAUUGUCGACUCCCAAGGCACGUUUGACGGGCAGUAUCUGGCUCAACAGACCCGUCAGCCCGUCAACUUUGUACAAGCUCUGAGCGCGACCACACUCUCCCCUGCAACGCAAAGGGUCAUGUCAACACUGGAGGGCCCCAACAGUUCGACCGCCUGGGCAUCGGUCUCCAAAUGUAUGGCGGCAGCCUACUUGCUGGGCAUUCCUAUCGACUGGCGCGCCUUCCACCAGCUGUACGAGAGACACCUAGAGAUGCUGACACUGCCGUCGUAUGCAUGGGACAUGAAGGACUACUGGAUCACAUUCUCCGAGGCCACGGGCGGCAGUCAGGAGGCGCUCUCCACGCAGGAUCGUACGGCUGCCCGCCAGCAGAUGAUCUCGACCUUGGCGCAGUACGUCGUCAGCGAGUCGUCGUCUACUGGGAGGACAUCGGUGACUCUGCGCGCCGCCCUCGCGGAGCCGGGCCUGAGCGCUGUGAUCGACGGUCAUCGGAUGCAGGACUUGCCGAUUCUGCCCGGAAGUGCGUUUUGCGAGGCCGCUUUUGCAGCAGCUGCUUACGCACUCGAUGCUAACGGCAAAAAGACGGACGCCAGCGUCACCAAGCUCUCGCUACGUAGCCCUAGUCUAAAGCGUCCCUUGACAAAGAGCCUUGUUGGUAGCGACGGCGAAUUGGUCACUACCGCGACCUUGAAGGAGGCUAGUAACGACAUACAGGUCUCGUGGAAGGCAACGUCGGCAUCCAAGGGUCCCACCUACGAGCUUGGAAGCUGCUCGCUGACCAUCCGCCCUGAUGUCGAGGGCCUGCAGGCUAGCUGGGACCGGACCUCGUAUUUCGUCAAGGCCCGGAUGGAUGAAAUCAUCCGGUCUGCCACAGAAGGACGGGGCCACAGGUUCCAACCAGACAUAUUCUAUGCCCUCUUCGCGCCCACCGUCCAGUAUGAUUCCGGCUUCAAGUCUAUCAAGGAAGCCUUCAUCUCCAGCGAUUUCUCCGAGGCCGCAGCGGAGAUUGUGCUCAAAGACCAUCCUGUCGGCACCCGCUUCGUGGCGUCGCCGUACUGGGGCGAGAGCGUCACCCACCUGGCUGGCUUCGCCGUCAAUGCGAACCCGCUGAAUUUGAAGACGGCCGCCGAGUCGUGCUUCAUCAACAGCGGCUUCGACAGCUUCGAGCAGACGGUCCCUUUUGAGGCCGGAAAGGUCUACCUGACAUACGUGCGUGUGCUGGAAAAGGAUGUCGAGAACAAGAUCUGCGAUGUGUUCGUGUUCGACAACAAUAAGCUGAUCGCACAGUGCUCGGGGCUCAACUUCCACAUCAUCAGCAAUGCGACGCUGAGAAAAGCGCUCGGCGGCACUCCAAGAACCCCUGGGCCUGUCACUCAGAGCGCACCCAAAACGAGUCCACAAAUGGUCGCGGAGAAAGAGGCGGCGCCAGCUGCGAACGUGGAAAUUGAGCCGGAAGAGAGGAAGCAGCCCACCGGGACGCCAGACUCCCGUCACGGGGUGUUCGACAUCAUAGUCCAGACCAUCGCUGUAGAGACGGGCGUCGAUCUGCCAGAGCUUACUGACGACACCGUCCUAGCUGACAUUGGCAUUGACUCCAUCAUGUCCAUUGAGAUCGCCUCCAAGGUUUCCGAAACCUCCGGCCUCGAGCUGGCGCCAUCGUUUCUGAUCGAGAAUGUCGUUAUCGGCGACCUGCGACGCCAGUUCGCCGUUGCGCCAUCCUUGACCCCGAGCGCAGAUUCGGACAGCCCUUCGGAGAGCAGCUGGGACAGCCGCCCCGAGACGUCGCUCAGCUUCCGCGAGGAGCCGGAGCUCAUCAGAACCGAACGCUCAACGGACGUGUCUGUUGACGCGGCGGCUGCGGAGGCGCCUAAGAACGGGCCACAGCCGGUAGGAGCCCGGCCAACAUCCGAGAUCGACGACUCGUCUCCGCCACCCAACGUAAAAAUUACACUAUUACAAGGGGCGGGUCGCUCCAGAGGCCCCAACCCGAAACAGCCACCGCCCUUUUACAUGAUUGCAGACGGCACGGGCACCAUCGCCACCUACAUCCAUCUCCCCGCCGCGAUCAAGAGCAAGGUGGCAAUCUACGGAAUCGACUCGCCGUAUCUCCACUGCCCAGCCCGUCUGACUCCGGACGUGGGCAUCUCAGGCGCCGCAAAGCUCAUCGUCGAGGCACUGCUCAAGAAGCAGCCAGCGAACAUACCUUUCUGGAUUGGGGGGUUCUCCGGCGGCGCCAUGAUGGCGUACGAGGUUUGUCGCCAGCUAUCCGGUGCCGGUCGUAGCGUCAGCGGCCUUCUUCUCAUCGACAUGUGUGCCCCGCGUCUCUCCAGCGUGCACAAUGACAAUGAGAUCGGCCUCGCAAUGUUUGAUGCAGUAUCCGGACAAGAUGACAGCGGUGUCUGGCGGGGCACAGACAACACCCGCCUGCACCUCCAGGCGCUGUUCGCAUCGGUUGCGGUCUACAACCCUCCGCCGCUGGAGAAGGGAGAGGAGCCACCGGCCCGGCGUACAGCGCUCAUAUGGGCGGAGAAAGGCAUGAUUGACCGCUGCACCCACAGCGAGCGCUUCAACCAACUGGCGAAGGAGCGUAACAUCGCCACCACGGCGUACCCGGGAUUCAUGGAGGACCCCAAACUUGGUGCCGUGAUGUGGAGUUUGCCACACAAAACGGGCGCGGAUUUGGGAUCCAACGGCUGGUAUAAGUUUGUAGGGGGCGAGCAGCUCAUGUGCAUGUCGGUUGGAGCGGACCACCUUCAGAUGGCCGCACCGAGCCAUGUAUCGUUUCUGGGGGAACAGAUGGACAGGGCAUUUGACUUUUUUCAAGAUGACUAG